Molecule: messenger RNA, 813 nt
Organism: Polychytrium aggregatum
Lineage: Eukaryota; Fungi; Chytridiomycota; Chytridiomycetes; Polychytriales
Product: cyclin-domain-containing protein
Exons: 4
Coding region: 1-813 (270 amino acids)
Biological process (GO): regulation of cyclin-dependent protein serine/threonine kinase activity
Cellular component (GO): cyclin-dependent protein kinase holoenzyme complex; nucleus
Molecular function (GO): protein kinase binding; cyclin-dependent protein serine/threonine kinase regulator activity
Source: RefSeq, a predicted model, not a curated record
AUGAGUCCGCCCAUCUCCGUGCCGCCAUUCUUCCACCAGUGCGACACCAGCGACGUCCUGUCACUUGUCGUCGGAAUGAUGAAUCGGCUCAUAGCCCACAACGACGGAAUACCGCUAACACACGACAACCUCACCCGAUUCCACUCGCGGGCUGCUCCCAGCAUAUCCGUGCUCGACUACUUGCAACGAAUUGUCCGAUACGCCUCGAUCGAAAAAUCCGUGCUGCUGCUGCUACUGAUCUAUAUCGACCGCAUCUGCGAGAUCCAUCCAUCUUUCACCAUCUCGAGUCUGACAUCACAUCGGUUUCUCAUCUCGGCCAUCACCGCCGGCAGCAAGGCGCUAUCGGACAUAUACUGCACCAACACGCACUUUGCCAGGGUCGGCGGAGUUUCUGUUCAAGAACUCAAUCUGCUGGAGCUCGAGUUUUGCCAGAUGAUCAACUGGCGCCUCUCGUGCUCGGUCGAACUGCUGCAGCAAUACUACAUCAACCUUGUGCGGACAAACCCCAACUUCACGCUGGCCACGGUCACUUACGACAUGUCUCCGGCUGAACAGCUCUCGUCCUCUGUCUCGAGUCAGGACUCGCGGGAGCCACACUCGACCACUCCCGACCCUGCCUUCUCGCCCUCCCGAAACGCCACAUCGGUGAAUCCCAGUGUUCCCACCAGCACCAUCGGCGGCUCGGGCAACUCGCGCAAGUCGACCCACUCUAAUUUAUCACACAUCACCACGUCCUCGUCAUACACGAAUGGCUCGACGCACUCCAGCAUGUCUGGUUACAGCGCCGAGUCCGAAUCGGCCAAUUCGGUAUAA